Molecule: messenger RNA, 1658 nt
Organism: Daphnia magna
Lineage: Eukaryota; Metazoa; Arthropoda; Branchiopoda; Diplostraca; Daphniidae
Exons: 7
Coding region: 162-1376 (404 amino acids)
Source: RefSeq, a predicted model, not a curated record
AUUAUUAACUCAGAAAGGACUCAAUCUAUGUAGGAAGCUUGCAACGCCGCCAUGUGGUUUCGCUCCUUUUGAAAACAACAAAAAAUAUAACUCAACACAAAACGCAUUUUCGGAGCUGCAGGAAAUAGUAUACUCCGCCAACAUUCCUUUUAGUAGUUGAUAUGUCUACACAAGAUAUAUCUGGUUAUGUUAGCUAUUGUUCUGACGUUCAACGUGCGACAGGCGAUGCGGUAUUGCCAACUGGGAACUUUCUUCUUCAACAACCUCCACAGCCAUAUCCUCUUCCACAAACUUCAACCCAGCCACCCUCACGGGCAAUUCAGUUUCAGCAGCUCAUUAGUUGGAAUCAAGGGCAACCAGUAUCAUAUAAUAAUUUGUUCCAUCCACAUACUGCCAUGUAUGCUGCAGCUUCACCAAGUUAUGCUAUCACAACUGAUUCACGGCGUAUUCAGGGAAUGGAGACUACUAUUGGAUACUUGAGAGAAUUAUUAUCCAAAGAGUUUCAUAAUACUAUCAAAGAAAAAAACACUGUUGAGAAAACAAAAAAAGAACUUGAAGUUGCAUUGGAGGAUAACAGACGGUUUCAAGAACAGCUGCAAGAAGCACUUGCAAAAAUUAAUGAAUCAAAUGAUGGAAAAAGGGAAGUCAACUCUGCAUUGGAAGAUGUUUUAGCAGCACAGAAGGAAUUAUCUGCUAAUCAAAAAGAGCUCCAAGAUGCUCAAAGUGAAUUAAUAACUGCUCAGAAAAGAAUCAGGGAUCUAGAGACUGAGAACACAAAUUUGGAAUCCAAAUUGACUGAAUUAUCUAAAGAGAAGAGCAGACAUGCCAGGUUAUCUUCAUCUGAAACAACAGCUGGGAAGGAGACACAUAAUUCUGAUGGGAAAAAUGUCUUUGCAAACUUAAAGUCAGAUUACGACGCGCUGAAGUACCAGUUCGAUGCAACCAUUGAAAAGAAAAACACCAUGUCUAAUCAGUUCAAAGAAUUGGGCAAAAAAUAUCUAUACAUGGUUGAGUAUUCCGGAGAGCAAAUGUAUAACGAGUAUGAGGAAAAACACACAGUCUUCAUAGAAAAACUAAAAUCUUUAAGCCAAAACUCCGUAAAUGAGACCCAGUGGUUCAUGAUCAAACAGACAUUGGAUUGCCUUCAGGGGCAGCUAAGAUUGCUGGAAAACUACCGGGAGGACUUCCGUGUAACCAUUGAGUUGUUGAUGUGCCGAAUUGAUCAAGAAAUUGCCCAGGUCUCGGAUUUGAGUAUCCGUGCCCCAAAACCCCCGUUAGAAAUCCAAUUGGACACCUUCGAUGCGAUGUUUCGACUGGUUGAAUGUAACGGAUCUGUGGAACGAGACAACGAAGAGGACUCGAUAAGGACGACAUAAAUUGUCAAUCAAAUUUAUCUCCCGUUCCAUCAUAUUUUGUAGUGAAAUUGAAUUAUUUGAUUGUCACAAUUAUUAUCGUGUCAUUAAGAACCAAAUGUUAACCAUGACCUGUUACUUAUUUUAGUUAUGAGAAUUGAGGAAACGAAUACCUUUACAUUUUUUUUCUUAAAAUUGAUCUGUACAUCUUGCUGCAGCACUUUUAUGCCCAAAUAUUUUUUUGUUUUUUCAUUUUCGUAAUUUUUAAUUUCAGUUAACCAAGAAUGAAUACAGACAUUAAAUGAA